This is a messenger RNA of Fukomys damarensis (Damara mole-rat), 761 nucleotides long. RefSeq names its product dedicator of cytokinesis protein 8-like. NCBI's taxonomy places the organism in Eukaryota, Metazoa, Chordata, Mammalia, Rodentia, Bathyergidae. Gene Ontology annotation, cellular component: cell leading edge. Gene Ontology annotation, biological process: positive regulation of establishment of T cell polarity; small GTPase-mediated signal transduction; positive regulation of GTPase activity. The coding region runs from base 384 to 743 and encodes 119 amino acids. The record is from RefSeq and is a predicted model, not a curated record. The transcript is spliced from 3 exons. Gene Ontology annotation, molecular function: guanyl-nucleotide exchange factor activity.
UAUGGAGCAGUUCAUGACCGCUAUAUCAUACUUUAGACUCUGUAUCAAAUAAGCUAAGUUGUGAACAGUUAGGUUAUUCAUGGCACCCCGCCAGGCUAGGUCUGUUCUACAAGUCCAACCCUCCGUUGUCUGUCUUGAAGGAGAGUUGCAGUACUCAGACUUCUUAGCAGCCAGGAAGCCCCUUUGUGCCCCUGAGACCAGAGAGAUCAGAGAGCACGGUUUAGGUCCAAAGCAAAGCACCAGACCACUCUUCCUUAAGCAUCCCUCAAGCUUUUGUUUCUUUCUGUUGCUUGACAUCUUCCCCUACUUCCUUCCCCAUCUCGUCUUCCUUCCAGCCCUAUAAGCAGUACAAUACUCUGAAUGCUGACACCACCCGAAACCUCAUGAUUUGCUUCCUGUGGAUCAUGAAAAAUGCCGAUCAGAGCCUCAUUAGAAAAUGGAUUGCUGACCUGCCAUCAAUGCAAUUAAAUCGAAUUUUAGACCUGCUUUUCAUCUGUGUCUCCUGUUUUGAGUACAAGGGAAAACCAAGUUCUGACAAGGUCAGCACUCAAGUCCUGCAGAAGUCAAGGGAUGUCAAGGCCAGGCUGGAAGAGGCUCUACUCCGUGGGGAAGGGGCUAGAGGGGAGAUGAUGCGCCGCUGCAGGGCUCCAGGGAAUGACCGAUUUCCAGGCCUAAAUGAAAAUCUGAGAUGGAGGAAAGAGCAGACACAUUGGCGGCAAGCUAAUGAGAAGCUAGAUAAGUGAGUCACUCAGCAUCUUUGU